AUGGCGCUUACUAUCGUGUUUUCCCAGCAAAUAACAUCGGUGCAUCACAACUAAAGCGAAAAAAAUACGGGCUACGGACGAAAAUUGUGGAAUUUCACCGAACGCCAACUCAAACGCCGUUUUGUGGUCCAGCCCAUCUGAUAAUUGUUGUUCUAGCGCGCCGCCCCCCAAACCAGCAAAAUAACCAAGUUCAAUAUCCGCCUAGACAACAUAAUGUCGAAGAACAAAAAACUGUCGCUUUCGGGCGGCGAUACGGCGGAGAAAUUCAUUUACAAGCCCAAGGAUUUGAUUUGGGCCAAAAUGAAGGGCUUCACCCCGUGGCCGGGAAUGAUUGUGGAGCCGCCUUUGGAUCUCCUUGCACAACAACGACGUGCAAACACCAAGUGUGUCUUCUUCUUUGGCUCUCGAAACUUUGCAUGGAUCGAGGAAAAUAAUAUCAAGCCCUUCGAGGGUCCUUGGAAGGACGAACUGGCGAAAGUUAGCAAGCCAGCUGCCUUCCGGCAAGCCAUGACUGACAUUGAAAAGUAUAUUGAUGACCCCGCCGAGGUGGACGAGCAGAUAAACGUCAGUUGCGGAGUGCCUAAUCAUGCAACCGAGGCUGACUUUGAUAAGAUCCGCGAUGGUAUCGACGGGGAGGAAAAUGCCGCCGACGAGGCAUCGACUGCAGAUGCCAACAACGGAGUGGUGCCACAUGUUGUGGGGAGCCCCGACGAGGGAGAUUCCGUGGAAAAUAAUGCAGAUUCUUCAGCUUCGCCCUCCGCCGCUGCGACGACGACGCCAGCAACCACAGGGAAGUCCGGUGGGAAGAGGACGCCUAAGGCCAAGUCCGUAUCGGCAGUCUCAGUUAGUAAGGCAGCUAAGGCAUCCGCGUCGAAAGCCGCACAGAAACGACGUGUCUCCGCCCACCAGACACCUACCGGAGCGUCGAGUGCAAAGAGGGGUAGGCGAGUGGCAUCCGGAGAUGUGGCUGGUGACGAUGCAGCCGGCUCCUCGCCCAACGCCCGCCGCCGCGUAGAGACGGAAGCACUGAUGGCAACUAUUGCAGCUAAGCGGGCACCCAAUGCGAUUGCUCUUCUUGACCGUCCGGUGGUGACACGGCCAGAGACACAGGCAAUCGACAUGAACUCACGAUCAAAUACCCUGGCCGACCGCGACAUUGUGCCCUCGGAGCAGACUUUUGGAUUCUUAGGACUUGGAAUGAUGGGAUCUACUAUAGUUAAGGACUUAAUAUACACAGGACACAAAGUGGUCGUCUGGAACCGCACUAUCGACAAGUGUCAGCCUUUCGUGGAAGCUGGAGCCGAGGUUAAAGACACUCCCAUGGACGUGGUUGAGGCAGCUGACGUAAUCUUCUGCUGUGUCUCGGAUCCAAAGGGCGCCAAAGAUCUCGUCUUUGGCAACUGUGGUGUCCUUCAGCUCAAGGAUCUUAACAACAAGGCCUAUGUAGAAAUGUCGACCAUAGAUCCGGAGACCUCAACAGAUAUUGGCGAGGGCAUCAAACAGUGCAAUGGCCGUUAUCUCGAAGCUCAAAUUCACGGUUCGCGCCAGGAGGCCGCCGAUGGCAUGCUUAUUAUUCUGGCUGGUGGCGAUCGUUCCGUUUUCGAGGAGUGCCACUCGUGCUUCAAGACCAUUGCAAAGAAUACGUUCUUCUUGGGGACAGAUGUCGGCAACGCCUGCAAGGUCAAUCUUAUUUUGCAAACAAUUUUGGGCGUGAGUCUGGUCGGAUUGGCCGAGGCGUUAGCAUUAGCUGAUCGUUUCUCGAUUUCAUUAAACGACAUUAUUGAUAUAUUCGAUUUGACUUCAAUGAAAUCACCGCUGCUGUUGGCUAAAGGCAAAGAAAUGGCCAAGGGUGACUUUAAUCCACAGCAGCCCUUGAGCCACAUGCAACGCGACUUGCGCCUGGUGCUGAAUAUGGCCGAGAAUUUGGAUCAAUCAAUGCCCGUCACCAGCAUCACCAACGAGGUGUUCAAGCACACCAAGCGCUUGGGGUACAGUGAACAUGAUUCUAGCGCCGUAUUCGUAAGAUCCAGAUUUUAACAUUUAGUUAACACGACUACCGUUUAAACUAUAUUUUAUCAUUUAGUUUAAAGCGUACACCGAACCGAACCGACACUGACACACUGACUGGCAUACACACUACCAACAGAAACCGUAACUGUAACCUUAACCGUAACCAUAACGCAAAUGCACCCAUACCUAAUCCAUACCCUCCCACCAGUCCCUCGCUGACAGAGGUGUUUUGGCCGCAAUUGCGUUCGAAAACCUAACCAUUGCACGCCCUAAGCAUCCUAUAAUUUUCCACAUCCUUUCACCCACGACCCCAGGGCUACUGCAACGCCGAUCAGAGUUUGAAGCAAGAGUGUGAGCCGAUUCGUAUAGUCGGGGGCUUGUCAUCAGCUCCCGGGGCCCACUCUCCGCCCGCUCUUGACCUGCCUUUGACCACGACAAGAGUCACUAGGACUUCUAUUCAAGAACAAUCAGAAUAAGAAUUGAAAGUUGAAAAUUCUAGUUUCAAGACCUGCCGUAGUUUGCAUGAGUGGUGCAGGAUCAAAGCAAAAGGGCACUCGGCAUUUGUAAAGAUUAUACAAAAUGUUGCUUCCCAAAAAUGUACAUAAAAGUAUGUAUACGCUUACAAAAAUUGUAAAUGCCUGCUUGAGAAUAAAAUGUACAAAAAUAAUUCUUGAGCUAAACUCUGUAAAGUAUCAAAGUGGAGCAAUGUCCAAUUGUAUGUAUGUACGAAUCCAAACAAACAAUUUUAUUAAUUUUCAUGCAUCCGGUAUAUUUUAUAUUAUAUCAGCCCCUUUUGUUCAAUUAUAUAAAUAUUUUUCUAAGAAUAAAGUGUAAGCCAAAUAAAUUAUGCAAAACAUUUCGUCAACUGCGGUAACAAUAGUUUGGGUUAGUACAUUAGACCCACACACAGUAUAUAAGACCGUGGAUCCACAGAACGUAAGACCGACAUUUGAACGGAAAACAAAACAUUAAGAAAUCGACGUAUAUACACAGAAGCAACAAAAACACCCCAGAAGCAAAAACAAAUAGCAUAAAAUUUGAGCGCCGGAAAUGGCGAGGGUCUUUAUUAAUAAUAAUAAUAAGAAUAUAUAAUAAAUAAUAUAUUUUACUUAUUAUUUAGUCUGUAUUUUGUUGUAAAACAAAGAUUAAUAAAAAGAUAAUUUUAAAGAGGA
This is a messenger RNA of Drosophila bipectinata, 3182 nucleotides long. It is a transcript of the gene Ndf, whose product is annotated as Nucleosome-destabilizing factor. Gene Ontology annotation, molecular function: NAD binding; oxidoreductase activity, acting on the CH-OH group of donors, NAD or NADP as acceptor; NADP binding. Lineage: Eukaryota; Metazoa; Arthropoda; Insecta; Diptera; Drosophilidae. The record is from RefSeq and is a predicted model, not a curated record.